AUGAUGGGCCUUGCCAAAACAUUGAUCUUUGCCUCGCAGCUGACUGCAGUUGUCGUCGCAACACCAACUAUCAACAACGACAACGAACUCACCACCAAAUGGCCCGUCUGCGUCAAGCCAACCAAAGUCCUCGACGAACGCACCCCAACCGUCAAACGCGGCCCUGUUGAGACACCACUUCCAACCCAGCCCGGCAUGGUCAACAACUGCAACAAGUUCUGCUGGGUCCAGACAGGCAACAAGUGCUUCCAGGUCGCUAUGGAGAACCAUAUCUCGCUCGCCGACUUCCUCAAGUGGAAUCCUGGCGCUGGGUCAGAUUGCCGCACUCUUUGGGCAAACACCUAUGCUUGUGUGGGAGUGUCCAAGAAGUAA
Pochonia chlamydosporia 170 is the source of this 372-nucleotide messenger RNA. RefSeq lists its product as hypothetical. The record is from RefSeq and is a predicted model, not a curated record. NCBI's taxonomy places the organism in Eukaryota, Fungi, Ascomycota, Sordariomycetes, Hypocreales, Clavicipitaceae. The coding region runs from base 1 to 372 and encodes 123 amino acids. The transcript has 3 exons.